Molecule: messenger RNA, 511 nt
Organism: Vigna angularis (adzuki bean)
Lineage: Eukaryota; Viridiplantae; Streptophyta; Magnoliopsida; Fabales; Fabaceae
Product: cysteine-rich receptor-like protein kinase 10
Exons: 2
Coding region: 2-493 (163 amino acids)
Biological process (GO): protein phosphorylation
Molecular function (GO): protein kinase activity
Source: RefSeq, a predicted model, not a curated record
CAUGUCUUCGGAAUAUGCAAUGCAUGGUCAGUUUUCCAUGAAAUUGGAUGUGUUCAGCUUUGGUGUCUUGGUCUUGGAGAUUGUGAGUGGCAAGAAGAAUACUGGUUUUUAUCAAUCGAAUCACGCUGAUGACCUCUUAAUCUUUGCUUGGAAGAAAUGGACAGAGCAAACACCAAUGGAGUUUGUGGAUCCAACUCUGAGAGGUUCUUGUUCGAGAAAUGAAGUAAACAGAUGCAUCAGAUACAUUGGUUUAUUAUGCGUUCAGGAAAAUCCAUCAGACCGACCAUCAAUGGCCACAAUUGCACUUAUGCUUAACAGUUAUUCAGUGACCAUGUCAAUGCCACGACAACCAGCAUCUUUCCUGCGUGGAAGAAAUCCUAACAGGUUUAACCGAGAGCUUGACUCUGAUCAGUCUACCACCGAUCAAUCUACCUCAUGUUCAAUUCCAUACUCUGUGAAUGAAGUAUUCGUCACUGAAGUAUACCCUCGCUAAAGGAUUCAUUUUAAGUCU